Messenger RNA from Cajanus cajan (pigeon pea), 674 nucleotides. NCBI's taxonomy places the organism in Eukaryota, Viridiplantae, Streptophyta, Magnoliopsida, Fabales, Fabaceae. The record is from RefSeq and is a predicted model, not a curated record.
UCUUAUCUCCGACCACCGUUGUCUCUCGCCGAAUUCAUUUUCGGGUGCAAUGCCAAAGAGAAAAGGAAGAGGACGACCAAAAGGGUCUAGUGCUCAGAAAAAGGUUAAAGAGAGUGCAGAUGGUGAAUUGGUCAUUCCAAAUAUCCCCUUAAAGGUGUUGAAAACUGAGCCUGGCUUUAUUAAGGAACAUGAAGGAGGUACCAGUAUGCUUAGGAAAAAGGGACCAGGACGGCCAAAAAGAUCACAGACUCAAAAUUGUCAAGAGAGUGACCACAGCAACUUGAAUAGUUGCUUUAAUCCAUCAAAUAUGGUUGAAGUUGGUCCUGGAUGUGAAGAAUCAGAAGAUGCAGUUGUGCCCAACAAAAAUAGACAAGGACUACCAAGUGGAUCAGGGGGGCAGUACUGUCCAGAGAAUGCUGAUAGCAAUAAUUUUUAUAGUAAUCCAUCAAAUAUGAUGGAAGCCAGUCCUGGAUGUAAGGAGGAACAAGAGCAGGAGCAGGAGGCUGAUGCAGUUGACGUGCCUAGGAAAAGUGGAUUAUCACAACCAAGAGAGUCAACAGACCAGGAGAACCAUCAACAAAAUCCAGAUGGAAAGUUGAUUAUGUUCAUUUAAGUGGUGUCUUUUAUUUUUGGCUGUAAGGUUCUAUUUGACACUUGUCUUAUUUUAUGUUGUG